This is a messenger RNA of Onychomys torridus (southern grasshopper mouse), 3676 nucleotides long. Its product is annotated as zinc finger protein 354A. The record is from RefSeq and is a predicted model, not a curated record. NCBI's taxonomy places the organism in Eukaryota, Metazoa, Chordata, Mammalia, Rodentia, Cricetidae. Bases 1607 to 3025 code for a protein of 472 amino acids. The transcript has 2 exons. Gene Ontology annotation, molecular function: DNA-binding transcription factor activity, RNA polymerase II-specific; RNA polymerase II cis-regulatory region sequence-specific DNA binding. Gene Ontology annotation, biological process: negative regulation of transcription by RNA polymerase II; regulation of immune system process; regulation of cytokine production.
GGACUUUGGAAACCUCAAAGCUCACCUGUAAUGACUGACAUAUUUCCCCCAACAGGGAUCCCUCCUAAUCCUCUCAAACAGUUCCACUCACUGUUGACUAAACAUUUAAAUCUAUGAGCCAAUAGUGGGGUGGGGCAUUCUUAUUCAAACCUUCCCACUUUAUCUAUGGAGAAGAUGUGCAUACAGUGCCUGACUGCUGUACUCAGAACUCUAGUAAAGACAAGGUGUCAGAGCUGUAGCCUUUCUUUACAAGAAGGUCUGAGGCAGUCAGUGUGUUAGACUCUUCCUUGCUGUGACAGAUACUGGAGAAAGAGAAACCAUUUAAAUGGGGAGAGAAUUUUUUGUCUCAUGGCUUUAGAGACUUUAAUCCAUGGCUACUUUGUUACCUUGCUUCUGGGCCUGUGGUGAGGCAGGAUGUCAUGUGGGUAAUGCAUGAAUAUGACAGUCCAGAAGUUGGAGAAGAGAGGGACAAGAUAUACAAGAUAUUUCUCCAGUGACCUAUUCUUCCAACAAGACCCCACCUCCUGACUUCCACCACCUUUCUAUAAUUCCAUUGAUUUAGGAGUCCAUUGGUGAUCCAAUUUCUACCCUAAACCAGUCAACUAGUAGUGAGGCUUUUAAUACAUGAGCCUUUAGUUGACAUUUCAGACUCAAACCAUAACACCUGUAUUGCUUGAUGCAUGGAUAAGGCUACCUUUCCAACUUAGAGUUCUUGACCUUAUGCCUACCUUGUGGCACUUCUAUAGAAUUAAUUUAAUAAUGUCUUCUGUGUGAACUGGUUCAGAAAUUUUAAUCAUCUGUGUUUGGUUUGGGAAGGCAGGUUCUGUGAGGGCUUGUGACUAAUUCAUAUGAAAUUCAUGUUUAAAUAAUCAAGACUAUUUGAUUUUCUUCAAAUUAGGAAGGUAUAGAUAGGUAAGAAAGAUUUACUGAACAAGCCAGAUGUGGUAGUAUAUGCCUACAAUCUCAGACUUGGAAAGCAGAGGCAGGAAGAUUGCUACAGGUUCAAAGCCAGCCUAUUCUAAUAUAGUAAGACUCCAUAUCAAAACAAAACAGAAAGAUACACAUAUAUGGUACUAUCAAGAGAAUUUGUGAGAGGUAGAAAAUGCUGAUCUGUUGUUAUAUGUAGAGAGGUAUAGAAGUGGUCACCUAUAAUCCCAGCAUUCAGGAGGCUAAAGGUCAUGAGUUUAAGGACACCUGGGCUACAGAUUGAGAUUCUGUCUUAGGAAUCUGGCUGAAGGAAUGGAUCAUAGAUACUCAGAGUCAAGCAAGGAUUUUCCACAAUAAACUUUUGAAUUGAAUCUGAAAGAUAUUGUUGGCAGGAAACAAACAAGGGCAAAAUUAGCAGAUAAUAAUGUAUUGUUAUUGGAUCUCUGGAUUCUAGAUAAUGCAUUUCCCAGCUCUUUGUCCCAUUUAAUCACCCUCUUGAAAUGGGUUUGCUUUAUUUUUUUUCUUCUUCCUACUGCUACUGUUCCCAUCAAUUAUGUUUCUCUACUAACUCUUCUAUUCCACCCUCAAUAUCUUUAACCACAUACCAAGACUACGAUUGACGCACAGUCAUAGAUCCACUAAGUCAACUCAAACACAAGACUCUUCAUUUCAGGAACUGAUGAUGAAAAAAUGUAAAAGAAAUGAACCUUUGAACUUGAAAUCAGAAAAGCUUUUCAUAUAUGAAGGCAAAUUAGAGGAAAAGCGGGAUAAGAAUAUUUUGACUAUAGAAAGAAACCAUAAAAGCAAUGAAUUUAGCCCAAAGUCACAUAGAGAAAAAAGAUCAUCAGAAUGUGAAAAACAAAACACUUUCAAGCAGAUAUCAUAUUUAUCUAAUCAACCAAAAAUCACACCAGAUAAACGCUAUAAAUGUAGUAUGUGUGAGAAAACUUUUAUCAACACCUCAUCUCUUCGUAAACAUGAGAAAAACCAUAGUGGAGAGAAAUUAUUUAAAUGUAAAGAAUGUUCAAAAGCCUUUAGCCAAAGUUCAGCACUUAUUCAACAUCAAAUAACUCAUACUGGAGAGAAGCCUUAUGUAUGUAAAGAAUGUGGCAAAGCCUUCACUCUCAGUACAUCCCUUUAUAAACAUCUAAGAACCCACACUGUAGAAAAAUCCUACAGAUGUAAGGAAUGUGGUAAAUCCUUUGGCCGAAGGUCAGGUCUUUUUAUACAUCAGAAAGUCCAUGCUAGAGAAAACCCUUAUAAAUAUAACCCGGGUAGGAAGUCAUCUAGUUGCAGCACAUCCCUUCCUGGUCAACGAAUUCAUUCCAGAAAAAAGACCUACUUGUGUAACGAAUGUGGCAACACCUUUAAGUCUAGCUCAUCCCUUCGUUACCAUCAGAGAAUCCACACUGGAGAGAAACCUUUCAAAUGCAGUGAAUGUGGCAGAGCCUUCAGUCAGAGCGCAUCACUUAUUCAACAUGAAAGAAUUCACACUGGAGAAAGGCCUUACAGAUGUAAUGAAUGUGGGAAAGGCUUCACUUCUAUUUCAAGACUCAAUAGACACCGAAUAAUUCACACUGGGGAGAAGUUUUAUAAUUGUAAUGAAUGUGGCAAAGCCUUAAGUUCUCAUUCAACUCUUAUUAUUCAUGAGAGAAUUCACACUGGAGAGAAACCAUGUAAAUGUAAAGUUUGUGGGAAAGCCUUCAGACAAAGUUCAGCUCUGAUCCAACAUCAGAGAAUGCAUACUGGAGAAAGACCCUAUAAGUGUAAUGAGUGUGGGAAAACAUUCAGGUGUAACUCAUCCCUCAGUAACCAUCAGCGAAUUCAUACUGGAGAGAAACCAUAUCGAUGCCAGGAAUGUGGAAUGUCAUUUGGUCAAAGUUCAGCUCUUAUUCAGCACCGAAGGAUUCAUACUGGUGAGAAACCCUUUAAAUGUAACAUAUGUGGGAAAACCUUUAGGCAAAGCUCUUCACGUAUUGCACAUCAGCGAAUUCAUACUGGAGAGAAACCUUAUGAAUGUAACACAUGUGGGAAACUUUUCAACCAUAGGUCAUCCCUUACCAAUCAUUACAAAAUUCAUGUGGAUGAGGACUCUUAAAAAAAAAAAAAAAAAAAAAAAAAAGUAAAUUUGCUUGUGUAAAAGCCUUAAACCAAAGCUCUUCAUAAAGUAUGUGCUUGAGAGAUGUAAUAAACAUAAUGAAUAUGGGGGAAAAACAAUCAACUAAAUCCCAUGGAAAAAUUUUGUAUAACAGGUAGGAGGAAAGUAUUCAAGCCUAACACUUUAAAACAUGACUUGAGAGCCAGCCAUAGUGUUUUAUACAUGUAGUCAUAGCUACUGAGGACACUGAAGCAUGAGGAUUGCCUGAGACUGAGUUUGAGGCAGCCUGAGGAACCUAGGGAGAUCCCAUCCCCAAAACUGAAGACCAUGACUUAAGGCAUUUGUAAAAUGGUGCUUUUCUCUCAGAAGCAGUGUGUGCUGGAUGUAAUUGUAAUCAUAGGCAUCUGAGUGAACAGGGGGGUGUGCUGGACUAAACUCUACACUGGUGAUAUUUUUUAUAAAAUUUUAAUAACAUCCCAAAGGGAUCAAAGAAAUUAACAUUUUUAAGAAAAAGGGCCCAAAAUAAAAGAUUAAAAUGAACUGUAAUCUACCUCUUAGUCUCUGGAAUUGAUCAUUUUAUUUACCUGAUUUCAAAUGUUGUAUGUGGAUUUUAUUAAAAACGGAAAAUAAAAAAGCUGGUCUCUUCUGGUA